This is a messenger RNA of Ahaetulla prasina, 2700 nucleotides long. It is a transcript of the gene NUB1, whose product is annotated as negative regulator of ubiquitin like proteins 1. The coding region runs from base 211 to 2070 and encodes 619 amino acids. The transcript has 16 exons. Gene Ontology annotation, molecular function: protein binding. Gene Ontology annotation, biological process: regulation of ubiquitin-dependent protein catabolic process. Lineage: Eukaryota; Metazoa; Chordata; Lepidosauria; Squamata; Colubridae. The record is from RefSeq and is a predicted model, not a curated record.
UCGGCCGGGCGGAGUCCCCCGUCAGCGCAGGAGCGUUCUCUCGCUUUCGUUUUUGACGUCCGACGGAGCCAUUCGAAGUUUUUUUUUUCCUCCCCCCGUCACACGCCCUCCUGUAGCCCAGGACCGCGCUCGCCGGCGACAGAGAAAAGAUCGCGAAGCGACGUGAAGGGGCGCAAGCGGGCUGGAGAUCCCUGAGGGAGGAGUGUGAGGAUGGCACAGAACAAGUUUCUUGCAGCGAAGCUGAAAAGCUAUUUGCGUGAAGACAAAAUUCAGCUAUGGAAGCCUCCAUAUACCAACAGCAACAAGGAAGCUGGAGAGGAGUUGAAGGAUCUCACCCGGCAAUAUUCAGCCAGGCUCAAUUACAAUGACAAUGAAAUAGGAGCUCUUCUGGAAGAAAUACGUUGCAAAGCUGUCGAGAGAGGAAUGGGAAAUGAAGCUUAUAAGUCAACGGGCGUGGCAACCCUUGAAGUAGCCUUACCUUCAAGGAUGGGUAAAACGCAAAAGAAUAUGCUGGAAACCAAAUUGGUUAUCACAGGCAAAGAGCUGCGAUCCCAAAUAGCACAGACUUACGGAUUUGAAGAAAACUGCAUUAAAGUAAUUAUAAACAAGAAACAACUGGAAUUAGGAAAGACACUAGAAGAGCAGGGUGUCACCCACAAUGUCAAAGUGAUGGUGCUCGAGCUGAAGCUGAGUGAAGAAGAAGCCAGAAGAAAAAUCCGUGAAGAGGAGAUACAGUAUGAACAAGAGGCUCUAAAGAAGAAAGAGAUCAAUCAAAGGAUGCAGAGGACAAAAAGGGGAUUAGAAAUACUUGCUGAAAGAGAAAAUUCUUUUGAUCCAGACACCGCACCUUAUCUGGACAUAGCAAAUCAGACUGGAAGAACUAUCCAGAUUCCUCCACAAGCCAAAAAAGCUCUUUUAAUAGCUAUGGGGUACCAUGAGAAGGGCAGAGCUUUCUUGAAAAAAAAAGAAUAUGCUGUGGCACUGCCGUACCUGUUGGAUGCGGAUAAACACUUUUGUGAAUGUUGCUCAGACCUCCUCACCACGGUGGAUAAUUAUGCCGUUCUGCAACUGGACAUUGUCUGGUGCUAUUUCCACCUGGGCCAGCUGGAAUGCCUUGACGAUGCCGAGAAAAAGCUCCUGUCAGCCCAUGACUGCUUCAGAAAGUGUUACGGAGAGCACCACGAAAGGCUGGUCACCAUAAAAGGGAGCUCUGGGAGAGAGAAAGCUUUAUUUUUGAGGCUCUACCUUCUUGAAGGCAUAAGCCAUUAUCACAAUGGCCGAGAGAAAGAAGCUGCUGAAUGUCUUCAAAGAGCACAUAGCUUGUUCCAAGAGCUGGUCAUUGACCCAGAAAAGAUCAAUAGCUUGUUACUUCUGGGUUUCUCUGCUCAAGAGGCUCGCUUAGGUCUCCGAGCUUGUGAUGGUCAUUUGGAGCAUGCUGCCAAUCAUAUUUCCAACAGGAGGGAGGAGAAGGCUCUGAUACGGAGGGAGGAGAAGGCCAAAAGGAGAAGGCAAUUAGAAGGCAUAAACUCCUUGAAAAGUAUGGGCUACUCAGAACGAGCAGCCAGAGAGGCACUUCACAAGUCAAAAGGGAACAUUGAAGAAGCAGUGAAGGUUUUACUUGAUAAUCCCCAACUGCUGUUAUCAAAUGAUGAUGCUUCUACCCCAGGAGAAGAGUUUCAGGUUCCCCAGCAAAGUAUUGAACAGCUGGUAUACAUGGGCUUUAAUCCUGGCAUUGCGGAGCAAGCUCUGAAAGUAUUCCGAGGCAACAUUCAGCUGGCUGUGCAGACCCUUCUUCAUUAUGGGGGGUCCCUUCCUGCUGACCUACAGACCCCUUCGGACAGCACCAGCACUUCCAAUGAAUCCAGCUCAUCCAAAGACUCUCCUACCGAUUCUGCAGGCACAUCUGGGGCUUCGACAGAUGAAGACAUGGAAGUGGAUGCUGUCAGUGAAAUCUUAGAAGAUAUUCCAGAACAUGAAGAAGAUUACUUGGACUUAACUUUGGAAGAAGAGGAAGUUGUCAUUAAUGAGUACCUGUCCUAUAUAAGACAUCUGCAGAUCCCUUCCAAGUAGAGAAAGGCUGCAUCUCAAUUAUGUACUUCAGGGUCUUUUGGGCUAGAUCAGGCAGAGUUAGUUGCUUUUAAGUCUCAUAGAACUCAAGAACUCAGCUAACUUAACUGGAACUAAUUUAGUCCCGAUCCAGAGCUUAAAGGUUAGGUCGCUUUCUUAUAUUUUGCCAGAUGCCUUAAGUAGCUGCAUAGUUUUGAAACGUUGGCAUGCAAAAUAAGUCUAUGUAACCGCGAUCUAAAGCCACCACUGGACAGUACUGUCACUUGUAGAACAGAAAUAUUUACAGAAAUAUUUUUGUAGAACACUUCAGCAUAAAUAUGUUGAUGUAAAAUUGAUUUAUUUAAAUCAUAGCCUGAAUAAAAUCCAUUUUGCAUCCCUUCACAGCAAUAGAUUUUUUUAAAAAAAAACAGUGAAUGAGCUCAGUAGGGCAGCCCUUGAGUAGAAUCCCGUGAAGAUUAGUCCUGGUGUUUUCUCAUUAGAAAUAAGGAUUUGUGCGUAGAGCAGUUUUUAUGGAAUUUUUCUUUCCCUUUUUAAUACUAUUGUAAACCUAUUGUGUGUGGAAUUGAAAUACCUUCCUUUUCUAAGCAGUCUUGCUAAUGCACUACUAACCAAUAAAAAACACAUUUAUCACGG